Messenger RNA from Symbiodinium pilosum, 531 nucleotides. The record is from the annotation of a GenBank genome assembly. Lineage: Eukaryota; Dinophyceae; Suessiales; Symbiodiniaceae.
AUGGUAAAGUUUCUCCUGAAAGAUUCGGCGCCAAUCUUUUUUGAUAAGCGCCUGCUGACGGCGCGCUGCGAGUACUUUCAGGAGAUGUUCGCUCAGACAACAUGGAGAGAGGCCUUGACAAGUGAAAUCGACAUGCGGUCGGACUCGGAUGCUGACAGUCGCUCCAUGAGUGCCCUUUGCAUCUUCCUCAUGUCGGACGUGUUUGAUGCCCAGGGAGACGAGCAACUUGCGAUGUCUGUGCGGCGCCUAGCUGAUCGUUACCGCCUACCAUCGCUGGUUGAUAAGGCUGAGGGCGAGCUUGGGAAUCUGCUUUGUGCAGACAAUGCCUUGUCAAUGCUGGGACAAGUGACAGGCUCGGGGGGCCGAUUGGAGCGAGCUUGCUUGGAGCUCAUAACUGAGAACAACUGUGAUCUGCUGGAACAGCAGCAGGAGAAAUUGGAUACCAUAGCGGAUGCCAACCCGGAGCUCGUAAAGCAGCUCUUUCGGAUCUUGCUGGAUGCCAGGGGCAAGAAGCGACGAACGACGGAGUAA